Plectropomus leopardus (leopard coralgrouper) is the source of this 3997-nucleotide messenger RNA. It is a transcript of the gene selenon, whose product is annotated as selenoprotein N. The record is from RefSeq and is a predicted model, not a curated record. NCBI's taxonomy places the organism in Eukaryota, Metazoa, Chordata, Actinopteri, Perciformes, Serranidae. Gene Ontology annotation, biological process: calcium ion homeostasis; skeletal muscle fiber development. Gene Ontology annotation, cellular component: endoplasmic reticulum membrane.
CCAUAUGGUGCUAGAUUAGAUGUGGGAAAUAAGAAAUCUGUGCUGCUAGCUAAAACAUUUCCCAGCUGUCGCCAGCGACUGUAACGACCGGGAAAGACGCGCGGUCCCCGGCUACAGGAUCACAGAACCGCCGCUAGAUUCUCGACACUUUACGGAGGAAGUGUCGGUUCCUGCUGGUUCCUUUUUUCGGACGCAAUCCGACGAUCAUGUCCUAGUCUAAAUAGCUGAGGUGGAGGUCGAGGAUGGCCGCAGACGUGGAUAAAACAAUCCCCGAGGAUGAGAGCAAAAUUUCGCAGCAGACUGGGCAUCAGGGUCGUAGCUGUGGAUCCUGGAUCUACAGGGGGAUUUGGACUCUGCUUGUGGUCUGUGCUGUCCCUCUUCUCGCCUUUGGGAUCAAGUAUUACCAAGAUGCCCAGCUCCUCAAACGUCAUGAAGAGAGUGUUCGGACUCUGGGUGCCGAGGGCCUUUUUCUCUUCUCCUCCUUAGACACUGACCAUGACCUUUAUCUCAGCCCGGAGGAGUUCAAACCCAUCGCUGAGAAACUCACAGGAAUUACACCCCCGGUGGAUUUUGAGGAGGAGGUGACUCAUGACCCCAACGGAGAGACUUUAACCUUGGAGGCCAAAAUGCAGCCUCUCCUUCUUGACUCCAUGACAAAAAGCAAAGAUGGUUUCCUCGGGGUGUCCCACAGCUCCCUGAGUGGGCUGCGCUCAUGGAAGAGCCCGGCAGUGCCUUCUUCCUCUUACUCUGCCAGCCAGUUUCGGGCCUUCCUGCCCCCAAAGAACAAGGUAGAAGUGGGCGAUACGUGGUGGGUGAUUCCUAGCGAGCUCAACAUCUUUACUGGGUACCUGCCCAACAAUCGCUACCAUCCCCCCGCACCAAAGGGCAAAGAGGUUCUUAUCCACUCCUUGUUGAGUAUGUUUCACCCGCGGCCCUUCAUCAAAUCACGUUUUGCUCCUCAGGGCGCAGUCGCCUGUAUCCGUGCCAGCAACGACUUUUAUUAUGACAUUGUGUUCAGGAUUCAUGCAGAAUUCCAGCUCAAUGAUGUUCCAGACUUCCCCUUCUGGUUCACUCCGGGGAAGUUCAUAGGCAACAUUGUCCUCUCUAAAGAUGCGUCCCAUGUCCGCCACUUUCACCUCUACGUCCCCAAUGACAGGUCUCUGAAUGUGGACAUGGAGUGGCUGUACGGGGCCAGUGAGAGCAGCAACAUGGAGGUGGACAUCGGAUACCUGCCACAGUUAGAGCUGCAGUCCACGGGCCCGUCCACUCCCUCCAUCAUCAUGGAUGAGGAAGGCAACAUCAUCGACAGUCGAGAUGGCAGCAGCGAGCCGAUCCAGUUUGUCUUUGAGGACAUCCACUGGACAUCAGAGAUCAGUCAGCAAGAAGCCACCCGACGCCUGGAGGUCACCCUCUACCCCUUUAAGAAGGUGUCCUACCUGCCUUUUUCAGAAGCCUUUGAGCGAGCUGAAGCAGAGAAUAAACUGGUGCAUUCCAUUCUGCUUUGGGGAGCGUUAGACGAUCAGUCCUGCUGAGGUUCGGGGCGGACUCUCCGGGAGACAGUCCUGGAAAGUUCGCCCGUCCUGGCCCUGCUCAACCAGAGCUUCAUAAGCAGCUGGUCUCUGGUCAGAGAGCUGGAGAACAUGCAGGCUGAUGAACAAAAUCCUGUGUUGAGUGAAAAGGCCCGAUUACACCUGGAGAAGUACAACUUCCCUGUGGAGAUGAUGGUGGCACUGCCCAAUGGAACAAUUGUCCACCACAUCAACGCCAACUUCUUCCUGGACCAGACGGCCAUGAAGCCAGAGGAAGAAGGCGCGACGUUCAGCUUCUCUGGUGGGUUUGAGGACCCCUCCACAUCCACUUAUAUCAGCUUCCUUAAGGAGGGGUUGGAGAAAGCCCAGGAGUACCUGGCACAGUAAUUUGUGUGUGUUUGCAGUAGAGCCUGAGACUAAACAGGAGGAAACGAUCAUCGUUCCUCUGGGUAAUGAUCCAAGAUAAGGAAAAGCCUCCAAUUAUGUAGAGAAGCUUUCUCAUCAGUGUUGGCAGCUGAAAACUUAUGUCCUCUUUGUUACUAUUUAUUUAGGCGUCUCUCUUGGUCAGAAAGUUUUAUACACAAUAUUUGUAUUGUGACAAACAGCACAGGGAAAUAUUGCUUCUCAAACCGAAUGUUACUGUCACUAUAGUACGUUUUAACAAGAUACAAAGCAGUAACAGAUAUGUAAACACAUAAAGAUCUGCUCUCUCUGCUUGUAGCUGCUAUUACAAAAUGUAGACAGAUCAUAACACAAAGAAACAUCCAAUAUUUCUUUUUUAUAUCUCAAUGUCACAUGUGCAAUAUUAAACGAUUGAGUGCGUUUUCCUGCUGCUGAGUGUACCCAGAGACAGGGGCCGUGCAGCUGUUACCUUUAGUCGUGUUUCAGCAGUUUGUGAAGACAUUGCCUGAAAGCUCUCUGUGGGCCGGGCGACGCCUGAUGUCAUUGCCGAGGCUGCUGGAGGGAACACCCGUCUCUGACUCGGGACAAAAGCAGCAGGAAUAACGAAACUGGGCUGUGGCACAUACAACGUAUUAGUUCAGUUGUUUUCUUGUAACUUGAGUUUGAAACCAAAUGCUGAAUAUUUAGCGUAUGUUUUUGUUUUUGAGGAAGAUGUGACCACACCAAAGAACCUUGUUUUUAAUAUGGACAAGCUGGUUUGCAGCUAGAACAGUUGUAGAGGUUCAUAUUUAUGUUAUUCAAAAGAACCAAAUGUUGAACUGAGAGGCAUAUGGUACUGUGUACUGUUUUAUUCUUUUAGGCUCCAAUCUAAAGAAUGUAUUUACUUUUGUGUAUUUGUCUCUUCAAGAGGAAAUCCUUGAUUUUCUUUUUAGAAAAAAUAUAACAAUCUGGACCUACCCUUUACUAUAUUUUCACAAUAUGUUUCAAUUUCACCUUUUCCAGUCAUGUAACAAAAAUGUUGUGAUUUUACAUAGUAACAGGGAAAUCUGAUAAAUGUGAAUAACAUUAAAAGAGCUGCAUAUGACAUUCAGAGCGUAGCUGUGAUUCAGAGUCUGAUUCAGGUUGUCUCCACACGGCUCUCAACAUGGAGGUGGCUUAGCUGCCUAGCAGCAAAUGGUGCUAACAAUAGAGAACCGUAGUAAAGAGUCCUAAAAUCCAGAAAUAUGUCAGCUUUUCAGCACCUCUAGUUCCCUUGUCUUAAAGUCAAUGGGUUUUUUGAAUGGGUGUUUGUUUAAAAGCAACCAUUUACAAUACUUGCACGAUUGCAUUUAGGCCUCAUAAUCCUGAAAGUGAUGUUUUUUUAGAUUAUCCUGCUGAAGAAAUCGUGCAAGUGCUGUAAAUGUUUGUUUCCCACGAACUUACUUAAUGCAAUGAUCCAAAAUACAGUGGAAAAAUCACAUAGGCUUUUUGACGAAGGAACCAGGGCAACAUUAGCUUCCAGUUUGACCUACAGAAAAACGCCCUCCCAGGGGACUCUCUGAAACAUUUGAAUGCUGUCACUGACAUAAUGUCCUUUCCUUCUUUUUUAGUGUCCUUGCGCUAUAUACUGGGAAAUGCAAAUUCAUAAACUGGAGGGUGGGUGCUAUGCUUCAGAAGUGAAGACAUGGGUCGGGAUGGCGUUACUAGUGGUAACAGCCGUAAUAGCUAGCCAGUGAGAUACACACACAGGGCUUACAUGCACUAACAUGCACACGCAGCCAGACCAUUGACCAUAACAAAGAGCAGAGAAGCUCAGAUUAUAACACACACAGAGGGAGUGUGACUUCACUCUUCAGUCAGGAUGCCAUUACUUCACUCUGUCUUUACAUAGCAAAUAGUUGUUUGUGGCUAUAUUAAUUCUCUGAAUGUCAUAAACAGAAUCUUUAACUUUCAGGGCCAUACAAGGUCCACUUCAUAUGAAACAUCCGACUGAUUGGAGCCUUUUUGGGGAAAACAUAUGUUAUUCUGUAACCUACCAGUGCCAUUUUUUCCACAGAAGUGAAAUAAUAAAACCCUUUUUUAUACAA